Messenger RNA from Nomascus leucogenys (northern white-cheeked gibbon), 4588 nucleotides. It is a transcript of the gene POLK, whose product is annotated as DNA polymerase kappa. Lineage: Eukaryota; Metazoa; Chordata; Mammalia; Primates; Hylobatidae. Gene Ontology annotation, biological process: error-prone translesion synthesis. Gene Ontology annotation, molecular function: DNA-directed DNA polymerase activity; damaged DNA binding. The record is from RefSeq and is a predicted model, not a curated record. Gene Ontology annotation, cellular component: nucleus.
UACCUCCGGCUCUCCCGGGUGACGAAAGCAGGAGGAGCAGAGAAAGGAGAGGGCGGGAUAGGGAUGCCGCUGUGCUGCAUUCUGGGAAGGGCGUUGGUCCGUCGCUCGCGCAGCCUCCUGGGAGUUGUAGUCGCGAUCCUGAGGUAACGGGUAAGUUUAUACCAUGGAUAGCACAAAGGAGAAGUGUGACAGUUACAAGGAUGAUCUUCUGCUUAGGAUGGGACUUAAUGAUAAUAAAGCAGGAAUGGAAGGAUUAGAUAAAGAGAAAAUUAACAAAAUUAUAAUGGAAGCCACAAAGGGGUCCAGAUUUUAUGGAAAUGAGCUCAAGAAAGAAAAGCAAGUCAACCAACGAAUUGAAAAUAUGAUGCAACAAAAAGCUCAAAUCACCAGCCAACAGCUAAGAAAAGCACAAUUACAGGUUGACAGAUUUGCAAUGGAAUUAGAACAGAGCCGAAAUUUGAGCAAUACCAUAGUGCACAUUGACAUGGAUGCUUUCUAUGCAGCUGUAGAAAUGAGGGACAAUCCAGAAUUGAAGGAUAAACCCAUUGCUGUAGGAUCAAUGAGUAUGCUGUCUACUUCAAAUUACCAUGCAAGGAGGUUUGGUGUUCGUGCAGCCAUGCCAGGAUUUAUUGCUAAGAGACUGUGCCCACAACUUAUAAUAGUGCCCCCAAACUUUGACAAAUACCAAGCUGUGAGUAAAGAGGUUAAGGAAAUACUUGCUGAUUAUGAUCCCAAUUUUAUGGCCAUGAGUCUUGACGAAGCCUACUUGAAUAUAACAAAGCACUUAGAAGAAAGACAAAAUUGGCCUGAGGAUAAAAGAAGGUAUUUCAUCAAAAUGGGAAACUCUGUAGAAAAUGAUAAUCCAGGAAAGGAAGUUAAUAAACUGAGUGAGCAUGAACGAUCCAUCUCUCCACUACUUUUUGAAGAGAGUCCUUCUGAUUUGCAGCCCCCAGGAGAUCCUUUCCAAGUGAACUUUGAAGAACAAAACAAACCUCAAAUACUCCAAAACUCAGUUGUUUUUGGAACAUCAGCCGAGGAAGUGGUAAAGGAAAUUCGUUUCAGAAUUGAGCAGAAAACAGCACUGACAGCCAGUGCAGGCAUUGCCCCAAAUACAAUGUUAGCAAAAGUAUGCAGUGAUAAGAAUAAACCGAAUGGACAAUACCAAAUUCUUCCCAAUAGACAAGCUGUGAUGGACUUCAUCAAGGAUUUACCCAUUAGAAAGGUUUCUGGAAUAGGAAAAGUUACAGAGAAAAUGUUAAAGGCCCUUGGAAUUAUUACAUGUACAGAACUUUACCAACAGAGGGCAUUGCUCUCUCUCCUUUUCUCUGAAACAUCUUGGCAUUAUUUCCUUCAUAUCUCCUUGGGUCUAGGUUCAACACACCUGACAAGGGAUGGAGAGAGGAAAAGUAUGAGCGUUGAGAGGACGUUCAGUGAGAUAAAUAAAGCGGAAGAACAAUACAGCCUAUGUCAGGAACUUUGCAGUGAACUUGCUCAAGAUCUACAGAAAGAAAGACUUAAGGGUAGAACUGUUACCAUUAAGUUGAAGAAUGUGAAUUUUGAAGUAAAAACUCGUGCAUCUACAGUUUCAUCUGUUGUUUCUACUGCAGAAGAAAUAUUUGCCAUUGCUAAAGAAUUGCUAAAAACAGAAAUUGAUGCUGAUUUUCCACAUCCCUUGAGAUUAAGACUUAUGGGUGUUCGGAUAUCUAGUUUUCCCAAUGAAGAAGACAGGAAACACCAACAAAGGAGCAUUAUUGGCUUUUUACAUGCUGGAAACCAAGCCCUGUCAGCCACUGGGUGUAUACUAGAGAAAACUGACAAAGAUAAGUUUGUAAAACCUCUAGAAAUGUCUCAUAAGAAGAGUUUCUUUGAUAAAAAACGAUCAGAAAGGAAAUGGAGUCACCAAGAUACAUUUAAAUGUGUAGCCGUGAAUAAACAAAGUUUCCAGACAUCACAACCAUUCCAAGUUUUAAAGAAGAUGAAUGAGAAUUUGGAAAUAUCAGAGAAUUCAGAUGACUGUCAGAUAUUUACCUGUCCUGUUUGCUUUAGGGCACAAGGGUGCAUCAGUCUGGAAGCCUUGAAUAAACAUGUAGAUGAAUGUCUUGAUGGACCUUCAAUCAGUGAAAACUUUAAAAUGUUCUCGUGUUCACGUGUUUCUGCCACCAAAGUUAACAAGAAAGAAAAUGUUCCUGAUUCUUCACCUUGUGAGAAGCAAGAUUAUGAAGCCCAUCCAAAAAUUAAAGAAAUACCUUCAGUAGAUGGUGUAGCUUUAGUAGAUACUAUAGAUAACUCAUCUAAAGCAGAAAGCAUAGAUGCUUUAAUUAAUAAGCACAGCAAGGAAGAAUGUUCUAGUCUCCCAAGCAAGUCUUUUAAUAUUGAACACUGUCGUCAGAAUUCUUCUUGUACUGUUUCAUUGGAAAACGAAGAUGUUGGAUCAUUAAGUAGACAAGAGUACUGCCAGCCUUACUUAUGUGAAGUGAAAACAGACCAAGCUCUAGUUUGUCCUGUUUGUAACGUAGAACAAAAGACUUCAGAUCUAACCCUGUUCAAUGUGCAUGUGGAUGUUUGCUUAAAUAAAAGUUUUAUCCAAGAAUUAAGAAAGGAUAAAGUUAACCCACUUAAUCAACCUAAAGAAAGCUCCAGAAGUACUGGUAGCUCAAGUGGAGUACAGAAGUCUGUAACAAGAACAAAAAGGCCAGGAUUGAUGACAAAGUACUCAACAUCAAAGAAAAUAAAACCAAACAAUCCCAAACAUACCCUUGAUAUAUUUUUUAAGUAAACAUUGAACAUUUUAUCAUUAAUUUUUAAUUGAAACUUGUUAUUUUAUAAUCAAUGAAUUUGUUCUUUCUGAUUUUAAGUUUGCAGAUUUAUUUAGUGAAGGCAAGUGCAAUAAUCCUUCCUCAGAUGACGUUUGCUUUUCUAAGAUACAUAUACCGAUUCUGUGUAUCUUUUUUAUAACCAUGAGAAUUUUACUUCCAUUAUACAUCAACUGGAAAUUAAUUCUGUUAAGAGAUAAUUUUUAAAAGGGAAAUUAGGAAUGGGAUAAGAAGGUGAUUUUUUUAUUAUUUUUAUACUGAAUAUAAAAACAUUUGUAAGGGCUCUCAAAGAUUCACACAUACCUAUAUUAUCAUAAGAAUUUUUCAGCACUUAACUACUUUGUUGGCAUUGAUCCUAGUAUCUUUAAAUACUUCAUGAGCAUUCAUAAUUAAAAUUUAUCUUAAGUUCUGUGAAGAGUAUUAAUGUAACUAGCAUAAGUGGUUUUCUUCAGGAAAAUAAAUAUCACAGUAUUAUCUGUGUUAAAAUGGUUUUUGCCUAAAAUAUAAUUUUUAAUUUGGCUUUUGUUAUUUAAAAUUCCAUUAUCUUAUGAAUAAGCACUUGAAUCACUUUUUAAAAUAUUUAGUCUAAGAUGAUUCAAAGUAGUUUAUUUUAAUACAGGACUUUUAAAUGGCAGUAUUUCAUUUCUUGUCAAUUAUGUUGAUACUUUCCACAAAUCUAUAAAGAAGGAUGAAUUGUACUGUCAUUUUAUUAUAAUCCUCAAGAGAAAAUGUGUAAUUCAAAAGAUGAAUGUGUAUUAAAACACAUUACAUAUCUUAGUUACAUUUCUAUCAAUAUUUUUAUUAAUAUUUGUGAAAGAAGGCAGCUUAAUAGUAGUUAGCUUAAGUAGUUUCUCCAAGUACUUUUGUGCUAUAAUGAGUUCUUCUCAAAAAAUAAUUAAUUAGGCCAAGCACAGUGGCUUACACCUGUAAUGCCAGCCCUUUGGGAGGGCGAGUGGGCAGAUCACUUGAGGUCAGGAGUUUAAGACCAGCCUGGCCAACAUGGUGAGACCCUGUCUCUACUAAAACGACAAAAAAAAAAAAAAAAAAAAAAUUAGCCAGGCUUGGUGGCACACACCUGUAAUCCCAGCUAUUUAGAUGGCUGAGGCAGGAGAACCACUUGAACCUGGGAGGUCGAGGCUGCAGUCAGCCAAGAUCUUACCACUGCACUCCAGCCUGGAUGAAGAGCGAGACUCUGUCUCAAUAAUAUAAUAAUAGUUAUUAUUAUUAUUUAAUUGCAACAUGAAGUUGGAAGCCAUUUUCUGUUACUUCUUAAAGGAGCUAAAUCUUUUUUAUUUUUGUUUUCUCUCCCCUUGCUUUUCAUAUUUUAGCUUAUGAUCUAAAUAUGUAUUUUAUAUAUUAUAAUACUUUAGGAAUACCUUAAGAACUCACAGACUUUGGCAAAGUGGUAACUUGACUUACAAUUACUAGAUUCUUUAAAUUAGGCUUAAUGCCUGCUAGCAUGCCAAUCCAAUCCCAUGACUGAUGUUAUUAUACACUAUGGCAAAUACAGAGUUGUACUGUUAUGGUUCUUGAUCAUGUGAUUUACUUAUGUAAAUUAUGUACAAAUUUAAGUUCAAUGAAACACUGAUUUAACAUACUGAAAGGUAAAUAGUACCAUAGUGAAUCAUUUUCUGUCUUGCGUUAGGUUUAUUUUUAUUAUCUUCAAUAUUAGAAUAAAUGCUAAAUUAUUUUCAUUUAAGGAUUUAUGUAGUUGAAUAUUAUCAUUUAGUAAUAUUUAAUAAUCAUUUGAAAUUUUAAAACUUUAAUUGAUCUAA